Molecule: messenger RNA, 871 nt
Organism: Pogonomyrmex barbatus (red harvester ant)
Lineage: Eukaryota; Metazoa; Arthropoda; Insecta; Hymenoptera; Formicidae
Product: deubiquitinase DESI2
Biological process (GO): protein deubiquitination
Molecular function (GO): deubiquitinase activity
Source: RefSeq, a predicted model, not a curated record
UUAAGUGUUAUACAGAUGAUUAGUAUAAUUCUCUUAUCUUAUAGGCAAUCUGUUCAUAUUGGAUAUACAGAUUUCACAGAAGAAGAUGUUUCAAGAAUUAUUACAGAGUUAGGCAAAGAUUUCCGAGGCGAUCGUUAUCAUUUGAUGAACAAAAAUUGUAAUCAUUUCAGCAGUCAGUUUACAUUGAUUCUGUGUGGACAGGAAAUACCUGGUUGGGUAAAUCGUUUGGCAUAUUUCAGUUCAUGUGUACCGUUUCUUCAACGUUGUUUGCCAAAGGAAUGGCUAACACCUGAUGCUUUACAACAUUCUCUAAGUCAAAUUAGUCAUCAUGAAAGUACGCCACCAUCGGAUACCUCGUUGUAACAUUUGGCUAAUGCUAUUGAAAUACACGGUCUAAAAUGCCGUAGAAGUUAUACAUUUUAGAUAAUUAAACAUUAUAAAAAGAAAUAUUAAUUAGGACUGACUAUUGUCAAGAUUUGAAAACCUGAGAAACUGAACCGUCAAGACAAGGUACAAAUUUGCUAUUGUACACUUGAAUGCGACUGCUGACAAUUAGUACCGAAAAAAAUUGCCUUUGCUGCAACGUGUUGUUUCCUAAGACGGCAAUUCAUAAUGUCGUAUGUGUUCUUUGUUGAAUAAUACAGUCAAGAUAGGAUAGUUACAUAAAAAAUAGAUAAUUCUGUAUAAAUUUAAGCCAUAUAAUGAGCAAAGAACUUGUUUAUCGAUCAGAAAAAAACUUUAUAUUAGCAAAAUAUACAUUGAAAUCCAUUUGUUUUUUUAUAAAGACUUUUAUUUUUUAUGCUUGCAAAACGGUAUGUUUCAAAGUAUAAUGCAUGCCUGUCAGAAAUAAAUAUAUGUUAUAUGUAAGGCA